CAGAGAGGGGCGGCACACGGCGGGACUGCGUGAACCGCCAUAGAACAACCUCCAAAGUAUCCACAAGCGAAGGGAAUCGGUGAAAAUGUCCGGCAGGCAUUACAUCUCAUCAGAUGCAUUAAAAUACAGACAAGAUUCUCGCCCUCACCGUCCUCUACGUGAAUCCCCUCCACGUCAUCACCCCGCCGAAGACCGAAUCGCCGUCCACCAUCGUGAAAUUCAAUCGCUCCUCGUCGACAACCAACGUCUCGCCGCCACUCACGUUGCACUCAAACAGGAACUCUCCCUCGCGCUGCAGGACCUCCGCCAUCUCUCCUCUGCUGCCGGCAACGUCAAGGCCGACAGAGAUGCGGAAGUGCGCGAGGUCUACGAGAAGGCCGUCAAGAUGGAGGCCGAAGUCAGAUUGAUCGAUGAAUUAAGCGCUGAGUUGGUUCAGGUCAGAGGAGAUGUACAGAAAUUGAGUUCCGAGAGGAAAGAACUUAAUGAGAAGUUGGAUCAGGUUCAUGGUGACCUUGCUAAAGAGAGGUCCAAAGCUCAUCAAAUUCCGCUGAUCAAAGCGGAGAUUGACGCCAUGCACAAAGAACUCCAAAGAGGAAGUUUCAAUGUUUCUAAUAAGGAUGCAAACAGGGCAGCAGUGGAGUAUGAAAAAAAGGUCUAUGCCAGUAACAUUGAACAAAGCCAAGCAAUGGAGAAAAGUAUGAUUUCUAUGUCCCGUGAAAUUGAGAAGCUACAGGCGGAACUUGCCAAUGCAGAUAAGAGAGCAAGGGCAACUGCUGCUGCAGCUGCAGCAGCUACUCCUGGAACAGGAUAUGCUGCAGGUUUUGGCAACCAUGAUAUGGGUUAUGGUGGUAAUGCAUAUCCUGGCAACUAUGCUGCGCAUCAGGUUCAGGGCGGAGUUGAUCCUCAAUAUGGCCAUGGUCCAUAUGACAUGCAACAUCGAAUGGUUGAUGCUCAGUAUGGCCCUGGAGGUGUACCUCGUGGUCCGUAUGACAUGCAACAUCCUAACAAUGCACACGGAUGAAAUUUGUUCGACACUUGGCAAUACAUGGAGUCGUGGUUUUUUUCAUAUUCAGCAUUAGGUAUUUGGGAGGCAUCAUCUAUUGGUUCCUGUGAGUUCGGAUUUCAUCUCGACCCUUUUCUUAUCCAUAACCUGUUGAAUAUGAAAACCUGCUUAUUGAAUCUGGCAAUUUUAACUUGAAAGCAAUUUAUAAAGAUUUUCAUUACUAAAUGGGCCAAUUUUAAACCAAA
This is a messenger RNA of Cynara cardunculus var. scolymus (artichoke), 1248 nucleotides long. Its product is annotated as protein FLC EXPRESSOR-like. The coding region runs from base 86 to 1021 and encodes 311 amino acids. The record is from RefSeq and is a predicted model, not a curated record. The transcript is spliced from 4 exons. Lineage: Eukaryota; Viridiplantae; Streptophyta; Magnoliopsida; Asterales; Asteraceae.